CCCCACUCACCAAAACGUGACCUCUCCUCUCUGAUCCCCCUUAGCUUCUACUCCUCGCUCCGCCUCCAUUCCCCCCAUCUUGUCCCCUUACUUCUCCAGUUGCAGUCGGGAGCCAUGGACGCGUCUGGAUCGAGCUCAGGAGUUCCGCCGGGGAGGGGGAAGAGAGCCAGCCCUUGGGUACCCCGGAUCGACCCCUUCUUCCCCAGGACGGAUCACAACCCCCAGGAGCUCAAGUCCUGGGCCAGGCGCACCGGCUUCAAACCCCAUCUUUCGGGCGACACCGCCAGCGUCUUAAGCGACCAGGACUAUGCUGACGAGCCGCAGGCCCCCGCGAGGUUGGAUUUGGAGAACGGGAUUCGCCGAGGGGGCAAUGGGAUACCCAGGAAGCCUGAGAUCGAGCCGGUGGUGGGUCGGGGGAGGAAUGGAGCGGAGGACGGGGGUGUCGAGAUCGGCCCCACGGCUCCGAGGGCUGAGAAGGAAAAGAGGAAAGUUGGGAUCGAGCCGGGGGGAGUCGGGAUUAUGGAUGAGAGAAGGGAGGCUGGACAUGAGCCUCUUUUGAGAGUUAAGAGUGACGGGUCGGUGCGUAAUGGACUCAGUAAUGGCUCUGCUCCAGUGUUUCCCGUAAAGCCCGACAAAGAUUCAAAGGAGGAAGCAGAAAAAGAUGAAAAGGGAGUGGAAAUCGACUUCUUUUCUGACGAUCAGGAGUCUGAGGGUCCAUCCGUCCACAAGCCGCCAUCAGAUUUUCAAUCUGCUCUUACCGACAGCCCUGGCGUUAUGCUCCUGAUAUUUUAUGGAAUACAACAUUACUUAUCCCUGGCUGGUUCACUUGUGUUCAUCCCUUUGAUCAUGGUACCAGUCAUGGGAGGUACUGAUGAGGAGACAGCUGCUGUCAUUUCUACAAUGCUACUAGUUUCUGGCGUUACAACAAUAAUGCAUUCUUAUUUUGGUAGUAGGCUUCCACUUGUCCAGGGAAGCUCUUUUGUAUAUCUGGCUCCUGCCUUAGUAAUCAUUAAUUCAGAGGAGUAUAGAAAUCUUAGUGAAAAUAAAUUUAAGCAUAUAAUGAGGGAAUUGCAAGGAGCUAUAGUCGUUGGCUCAGUUUUUCAGACUGUUUUGGGUUAUAGUGGCCUCAUGUCACUUCUUAUAAGGUUAAUAAAUCCAGUCGUAGUUGCUCCAACUGUUGCUGCAGUAGGAUUGGCAUAUUUCAGUUUUGCAUUUCCUCAAGCUGGAAAUUGUGUGGAGAUCAGCAUUCCUUUGAUUUUAUUGAUUCUUAUUUUUACACUGUACCUCAGAAGACUAUCCUUAUUUGGGAACCGUUUAUUCUUAAUUUAUGCGGUUCCACUUAGUGUCGUCAUUGUAUGGACAUAUGCAUUCUUUCUGACAGCAGGAGGAGCUUACAACUACAAGGGUUGCAAUUCAAAUGUACCAAGUUCAAACAUAUUAACAGAUGGAUGUAGAAAACAUGCAACUAUUAUGAAGCAUUGUCGAACUGAUGUUUCUAGUGCAUGGCGAACUGCUGCUUGGGUCAGGGUUCCUUAUCCAUCCCAGUGGGGCUCUCCCACUUUCCAUUUCAAGACGUCAUUUAUCAUGGUCAUUGCAUCACUGGUUGCAUCAGUUGACUCGAUUGGUUCAUACCAUGCUACAUCAUUAUUAGUCAACUUAAAGCCUCCCACUCCUGGAAUUGUCAGCAGGGGAAUAGGCAUGGAAGGGUUGACAAGUAUUCUAGCGGGACUCUGGGGAACUGGAACUGGAUCAGUGACACUGACUCAGAAUAUACACACUCUUGAUAUAACUAGAAUGGCAUCCAGAAAGGCUCUGCAACUUGGAGCAGCACUAUUGAUUCUAUUUUCAUUUGUAGGAAAAGUUGGUGCUCUCCUGGCGUCUAUUCCACUUGCCUUGGCUGCUUCUGUUUUAUGCUUUACAUGGGCUUUGAUAGUUGCACUAGGCCUUUCUACUUUGCAGUAUACACAAACAAGAAGUUCAAGGAAUAUAAUUAUUGUUGGAUUCACGUUAUUUAUCUCUCUAACCAUCCCUGCAUAUUUUCAACAAUAUGAACCCAAUUCCAUUCUCAUUUUACCAAGUUAUCUAUUGCCUUACGGAGCAGCAUCAAGUGGUCCAGUCCAUACAAACAGUGAGGGGUUCAAUUUUGCUCUAAAUGCUCUUUUAUCUCUUAACAUGGUGGUUGCACUGUUUGUGGCAUUUAUACUCGACAACACGGUUCCUGGUAGCAAGCAGGAAAGAGGGGUAUACAUAUGGUCUGAUAGAAGUACACUAGACUUUGAUUCGGCUUCUCUGGAACCCUAUUCUUUGCCAGCAAAAGUUCGACCCUUGUUCAGGUGGGCUAGAUGGGUUGGCUAGCCACCUGAUAUUUGAGAAGUUUCAUCAGCCUUGCAAGUGCAGUCAUUGUCAGCUCCUGUGGCAUCUCAUUACUCUGAAAUCAUCUUCUUGCAUAAUGAGAUUAUAUUUAUUUCGUUCCUCUCUAUACGCACAAGCUAAGGGUGGACACCGAUUUCUGUUAUCGUAAGAUUAGCCUGUUUGAACAGCAAGGUUCCACUACAACUGUAAAUGAAGGUAAAGACAGGAGGUAAAUUGACAACUUGUAUUGGUUGUAUCUACCUAUAGCGUAGUUAUAUGUUCAUUUUUUAUAGACAAUAACAUGCUUUUCCCAUUUGUUCCUUUU
Messenger RNA from Zingiber officinale, 2677 nucleotides. Its product is annotated as nucleobase-ascorbate transporter 11-like. Gene Ontology annotation, cellular component: plasma membrane. The record is from RefSeq and is a predicted model, not a curated record. The transcript has 10 exons. Gene Ontology annotation, molecular function: transmembrane transporter activity. The coding region runs from base 115 to 2355 and encodes 746 amino acids. NCBI's taxonomy places the organism in Eukaryota, Viridiplantae, Streptophyta, Magnoliopsida, Zingiberales, Zingiberaceae. Gene Ontology annotation, biological process: transmembrane transport.